Ipomoea nil (Japanese morning glory) is the source of this 831-nucleotide messenger RNA. RefSeq lists its product as uncharacterized. The transcript has 3 exons. Lineage: Eukaryota; Viridiplantae; Streptophyta; Magnoliopsida; Solanales; Convolvulaceae. The record is from RefSeq and is a predicted model, not a curated record. Bases 1 to 831 code for a protein of 276 amino acids.
AUGGCAUUUGCAGAUGAUCUUAUGCUAUUCUGUAGGGGGGAUGCAAGUUCCGUAGACAUAUGUAUGAAGGCAUUAAAUGAAUUGGAGAAAGCUUCAGGACUGGCCAUAAGCCCAAAUAAAUCUAAAAUGUUUUGUGCGGGUGUGCAGGAUGAUCUAUCUUUUACACGCAUUCCGGUUGAGAGCUUACCGGUGCGUUAUCUUGGAAUUCCACUUGAUGCUCAGAAGUUGAGGGUUGCUAAUUUCUCCCGCAGAUUAGAACUCCUAAACUCAGUUAUCCAAGGAGUUGUUGCCUUCUGGAUUCAAGAGUUUCAGGUACCAUCAACGGUUGUGGACCAUGUUAUUUCUCUGUGUAGGAAUUUUCUGUGGAAUGGAAAGAGGGCAAUGGUGGCGUGGGAUGAUAUCUGUUUGCCUAAAGAGGAGGGAGGAUUGGGUCUACGGAAUAUUAAGAUUUGGAAUGCAGCUGUCCUCUCAAAAUUGAUUUGGAACAUCCAUGAAAGAAAAGAUUCACUUUGGAUCAAAUGGAUUCAUAGUUACUAUCUGCAGGAUAAAGAGUUUUGGACUUGGAAACCCGGAAGAAAUGAUUCAGCACUAAUGAGGAGCCUUGCCAGGAUUAGAGACAUGUUGAUUGGUACAUGUGGAAGCCAGAUGGAAUGUAUUGCAGCACUCAGUAAAUGUAUUGGACCGAAAGGUUUUUCAACUUCUUAUGUGUUUGGGAGGAGGUACGUGCGAGCUUGGGAAUUGAAAGGAAAACAUGUUCUAUUUCGGGUGCACUCAAAUGGGCAUAUAGAGAUGGCCGAGGAUCUCGAAGUUACUCUAGAAUGGGACCUCUAG